CAAUCUAGGCUCCAGACAGGUAUGCGUGGUACCUUUGGAAAGCCCCAGGGCACAGUGGCCAGGGUCCACACUGGCCAGGUCAUAAUGUCCAUCCGCACCAAGCUGCAGAACAAGGAGCAUGUGAUUGAGGCCCUCCGCAGGGCCAAGUUCAAGUUCCCUGGCCGCCAGAAGAUCCACAUCUCCAAGAAGUGGGGAUUUACUAAGUUUAAUGCAGAUGAAUUUGAAAACAUGGUGGCAGAAAAGCGGCUCAUCCCAGAUGGCUGUGGGGUCAAGUACAUCCCUAAUCGUGGCCCCCUGGACAAAUGGCGGGCCCUGCACUCGUGAGAGCCUUGGCACUGCCCCCUCCCUACCCAUGCCCACCAAUAAACCCUACUUUCUUGUCAAAAAAAAAA
Messenger RNA from Eubalaena glacialis (North Atlantic right whale), 392 nucleotides. Its product is annotated as large ribosomal subunit protein uL16-like. Gene Ontology annotation, molecular function: structural constituent of ribosome. Gene Ontology annotation, cellular component: cytosolic large ribosomal subunit; ribosome. The annotation marks the transcript as partial. The record is from RefSeq and is a predicted model, not a curated record. The transcript has a single exon. NCBI's taxonomy places the organism in Eukaryota, Metazoa, Chordata, Mammalia, Artiodactyla, Balaenidae. Gene Ontology annotation, biological process: ribosomal large subunit assembly; translation.